Protobothrops mucrosquamatus (brown spotted pit viper) is the source of this 1011-nucleotide messenger RNA. Its product is annotated as lipase member H. The annotation marks the transcript as partial. The transcript has 3 exons. The record is from RefSeq and is a predicted model, not a curated record. NCBI's taxonomy places the organism in Eukaryota, Metazoa, Chordata, Lepidosauria, Squamata, Viperidae.
UGUAUCAUUAUUCUUUGGAUAUUAUUACCUGGAAUAAAAGCACUAGGAGAGGUUUCAUAAAUAUCAAAAUAACAGAUAAUUCAAGAAAUACAAUAGAAUCCAGAAUUAAUAGUGAUGCAGCUGUAUUUCAACAAUAUAGGCAAGCAAAGAUACUUGCUGGAUUUUAUCUGGAUUUUGGAAACAUUUCAACAAUUACUUUGACAUUUUCUACAAAGAGUACAGUGGGCCCCAAGUACAAGCUUAGGGUUCUCGAAAUGAGAUUAAAAUCCCUCUCACAUCCAGAAAGGAUCCAGCUAUGUAGAUAUGAUAUGAUACUUGUGGAAAAUGUUGAAACAACUUUUACACCUAUCCCAUGCUAUGAGAUAAAUAUGCAAGACAAUUGAUUAUUUCAGGAUAUUGUAUGCAAGAAAUUAAAGAGAGCAACAUGAACUGGUAACAAGUUUAAUUGGCUUACUUCAAGAAAGUUAAUUUGCCAAUUUUAUGACUACCUCUGAAGAUCACAGAAUGAACUUUUAAAAGAAAUUCAGAUUUUUUCAUGUACUUAGUUGCAUAUAUUAGCAAUCAAUUUCUAAUUAACGAGCAUUCAAAGCUGUGAAUUAUUUUUUGAGAAGAUUUCAAUUUUAGUCUUAUGCACAGUGAGGCUGACAUACCAUUGAAAUUAAUAGUAAUAACUUCAUCACUAAAUGUAGGCUCAUAGUACACUAAAUAUGUUUGUUGAUACUUUUAUAUUUGACAGAUCUAAUAUCUUAUUAUAUGAAUAUGAAAUGCUACAGUUUAGAGAAAUAGGUUCAGAUCAGAAUUUGGGCACAUUAACAAAUAUUCUCAUUAAUGGAGCAUCUCUGUUCAUAAUGACACUGACAGGCUGCUAAUAAGUUGUUAAAUAGAAACUGAAAUUGAAUCAAUAUAAUAAUAUGCUUUAUGAUGCAUAUGCAGUAUAAUGCAGAUACAAUUUGUAAAUAUUCAGAAUACAGAAGCUACAGUUUAGCUCAUCUUAUUGAUCCUAAAAAGAAU